This is a messenger RNA of Dendronephthya gigantea, 1908 nucleotides long. Its product is annotated as succinate receptor 1-like. The transcript is spliced from 2 exons. Gene Ontology annotation, cellular component: membrane. The record is from RefSeq and is a predicted model, not a curated record. Bases 118 to 1314 code for a protein of 398 amino acids. Gene Ontology annotation, biological process: G protein-coupled receptor signaling pathway. Gene Ontology annotation, molecular function: G protein-coupled receptor activity. Lineage: Eukaryota; Metazoa; Cnidaria; Anthozoa; Malacalcyonacea; Nephtheidae.
CGAACCACGUGAUAGCCUGCUUAUAAAUAGAACGUCUUCGACAAGCUGAGACCAGAAUUAUUCGGAAGACCAGAGCAAUUCAUAACACAGAGAUAUAACACUUCAUCUCAUUUGAUUAUGUUUGGGAGUGGUAGACGCACAGUAUAUCACGAAUUGAUUGCAUUCUUAAUAUGUUUGGUAUUGACUGGUAAUAGUGGAUCUGGAAGCACAAGCAAGGUCUGUCCAGGCUGGGGAAAAUCACAAAACGUAACGUUUCAGAAUGGAACAGAACAAGAGACGUUGCUCUUCAACGAUGGGCAAAUAACAGCGUUGAAAAUCGUGGCAAUGUCCGUGGCUGGCAGUGGAGUCGUGUUAAAUACCUUUGUGAUCAUGGCUAUCAUCAUUGAUCCUUUAAAAACGCUUCGCAAAGGAGCAUGGUUAACUAUUUUGAAUCUGGCUGUCGCUGACGUCAUUUCAUGUAUAUCAGCCUUCCUCAUUUAUGGGGAUAGCUAUUUCACGAGCAACUACAACAGCGCCAGUGCCUCUGCAUUUAACGCUACUACAUCCUUCUUCUGGAGCUAUGGCGUCUCUGCAUCGUUCUUAAUUUUGACUUUUUUCACUAUACAAAUUUUCGUCAUCACCAAGUUUCCGUUAAAAAGUCGCUUCAUUUUUACAGAGUUCAAAAUCGUGCUCAGCAUACUGGCAGUUUGGAUCAUCUCAAUUCCGUUAGGACUAAGCUAUCUCGCCUACAUGUGUUUCAAUUCAGAAACGAGUUUCAAGAUUUACGCAGCCCGAAUAGGAGUUCUCCAAGUCGCUCUUCUGGUUCAAGUUAUCUUGAAUGUUCACGUGACAAGUGAGAUAUUGAAGAGUGGCCGAAGUACUGGGAAUGAUUCUUGUCAAAACAACAAACAUCGAAAUAUCGCAAAGACGGUGGUCAUUCUGACGGCCAUUCUUCUGGUCACCGCAUUCCCUUAUUUCUUGUUUAAGCAAAUAGAAUUUCUUGCGAGGUCUGGGCAAAUUCAUUCAGACAAAAUAGGGAAUUGGCUCGUGGUGGUAUCCUACUGUUACGCUCCUGUUGCACUUUUAAAUUUCACAGCCAAUCCAAUCCUAUACUCGUUGCGUCUUCCCGACUAUAGACGAACCUUACUUGUCAUCCUAAGUAAAUUGAGAAGGAAUGGCGGUGUUUCAUUGAAAACAACUCCAAAUACUUCGUUAAAAUUAACAAAGGUCUCAUCCUUUCAAGAAACCAUGGACUCUAGUAGAUCACCAAAAAAGUACAAAAGAUGUGAAUCCUUGGAGGAACGAUCGUUUGAGCCUGGCACCUCCGAAGUCUGAUCAGGCUGAAUAUAUGACUAGGUACAGAUUGCAGGUUUUGCGUAUUUCAGACAAACGUUCGGUACUUUAUUUAACAAUGGUCUAGCCGGAGAACCAACACCCCUCCAACACCCCUCAAUUUACGCAAGCAGACAGACCUUUCAACGUUUAGUUUAGUAUCAGUGUCAGCCUAGCGUAUGUCCUAAUAAAACUAUAUCAUAGUUCAAACUAUCCGUUGAUAGCAUAUAUAAACUAUACUAAACUUUCCAAACCCAGACCAAAAGGUCGAAACAUCGAGAAGUGUUUUCGACCUAAAGGUGUGUUCACAUGCACGGUUGGAUCCAAUUCACUUCCUACGUAUGAAAUAUAUAUCGUGUGAACAGAGCUUAAAAGAGAGAAAUUGGAACAUUAUUGAAUGUAAAUGUGGACAGCUAACAUUUAAUUUAGUCUACGCGUAGCUAUUUCUCUCCAUACUUGGAUUGAAAACGUCUCCUAAAAUGUCAGGCAUUUGAACCCUGUCUAAAUCCUGCACCGUUUUUCCGGUUUCUGGAAAAGGCGAGUUAUUUCUUCCUUCUAAAUCAUAGCUAUAAACUGUAGAUGACAACAUUAAUCAAA